Molecule: messenger RNA, 747 nt
Organism: Triticum urartu
Lineage: Eukaryota; Viridiplantae; Streptophyta; Magnoliopsida; Poales; Poaceae
Source: RefSeq, a predicted model, not a curated record
GACUUGAUCGGACCGAUGGGCACGCGUGGCACACCUUCUUUCCACACCUCCCGGCUGAAGCUGCUGCAGAAUCCUCAAACCAAUCAACCACCAUCCAUCACCGGAGAGCAGAGCAAGGAUCUGUGGACGAUCUGCCCGUCCACCAAAUCCCUUCAGCGCGCCGCCUCCCUCGCCCGCAACUCGCGAGGAUCUGCGGAUCUCACUCAGCGGCAGCAGCAAAAAGAGCGGAGAGAGCAGCCCGCCAUGGCCAUGGUCGCCUCCACCUCCAUCGCCUACCACAAGCCGCGUUUGUCGGUGGUGUGCAGGAAGAAGGACCGGGACAGGGAGCUGGAGCGGGAGAAGGAGCACAAGCACCCCUUCAAGGUCGUCGAGAUCACGCCGCCGCCGCGAUGCCUCGGCGUACGCUGCUUCCCCACGAACAUCCACUGCGGAGAGAGCGUGACGAUCGAAGGGCAGGCGUACACGGUGUCGGCGGUGACGCACCGGUACCAGCUGCGCAAGGGGCGGUACGAGCCGAGCGAGAAGCGCCUCGACGUUCUCUCCACCGGCAGAUACAUCCUCAACCUCUACCUCGACAGCCUCCUCGACAAGUCCUAGACUCCAUGCUCUACUCUUUUUUUUUUGAGGUUGCUGGAUGUGCAGACCGCACAGGUUGGGAUGGAUGUGCUCACUUUUUGGCACGACUCUAUGCUCUACUCUAUACUAAGUACAAAUUUAUUUAUUCUACUACUCCAGCAAAUUUAUUUA